Mesocricetus auratus (golden hamster) is the source of this 1195-nucleotide messenger RNA. RefSeq names its product heat shock cognate 71 kDa protein-like. Gene Ontology annotation, biological process: vesicle-mediated transport; protein refolding; cellular response to unfolded protein. Gene Ontology annotation, molecular function: misfolded protein binding; ATP binding; ATP-dependent protein folding chaperone. NCBI's taxonomy places the organism in Eukaryota, Metazoa, Chordata, Mammalia, Rodentia, Cricetidae. The record is from RefSeq and is a predicted model, not a curated record. Gene Ontology annotation, cellular component: cytosol; nucleus; plasma membrane.
AUGAAUCCCAUGAUAAGAGUGGGUCAGAAGAACUUAAUUGACCCUGUAGAAAAGGCCCUUCGAGAUGCUAAACUAGACAAGUCACAGAUCCAUGACAUUGUCCUGGUGGGUGGUUCUACCAGAAUCCCCAAGAUUCAGAAGCUUCUGCAGGACUUCUUCAAUGGGAAAGAACUGAACAAGAGCAUUAACCCUGAUGAAGCUGUUGCUUAUGGUGCAGCUGUUCAGGCCGCCAUUCUGUCUGGUGACAAGUCUGAGAAUGUUCAGGAUUUGCUGCUGUUGGAUGUCACUCCUCUUUCCCUUGGUAUUGAAACUGCUGGUGGAGUCAUGACAGUCCUCAUCAAGCGCAAUACCACCAUUCCUACUAAGCAGACACAGACUUUCACUACAUACUCUGACAAUCAGCCCGGUGUGCUCAUUCAGGUCUAUGAAGGUGAAAGGGCCAUGACCAAGGAUAACAACCUGCUUGGAAAGUUUGAACUUACAGGCAUCCCUCCAGCACCCCGUGGUGUGCCUCAGAUUGAAGUCACUUUUGACAUCGAUGCCAAUGGCAUCCUCAAUGUCUCUGCUGUAGAUAAGAGCACUGGCAAGGAGAACAAGAUCACCAUCACCAAUGACAAGGGCCGCUUGAGCAAGGAGGAUAUUGAACGCAUGGUCCAGGAAGCUGAGAAGUACAAAGCUGAAGAUGAGAAGCAGAGAGAUAAGGUUUCCUCCAAGAAUUCACUGGAGUCCUAUGCUUUCAACAUGAAAGCAACAGUUGAAGAUGAGAAACUUCAAGGCAAGAUCAAUGAUGAGGACAAACAGAAGAUCCUAGACAAGUGUAAUGAGAUCAUCAGUUGGCUGGAUAAGAAUCAGACUGCAGAAAAGGAAGAAUUUGAACACCAGCAGAAGGAACUGGAGAAAGUCUGCAACCCCAUCAUUACCAAGCUGUACCAGAGUGCUGGUGGCAUGCCUGGAGGAAUGCCUGGGGGCUUCCCUGGUGGUGGAGCUCCUCCAUCUGGUGGUGCUUCUUCAGGGCCUACCAUUGAAGAGGUGGAUUAAGUCAGUCCAAGCAGAGGUGUAGCAUUGUUCCACAGGGAAACAUUUGAAGGACCCAAAUUUAGCAAAGUUUCAUGGCAGUUUUUAAACUUAAACUGCUAACAAUAAAUUACUGGGCAUUCUCAAUACUUGAACAUGGAACAUGUGCACAGAAUAAAAA